This is a messenger RNA of Mesocestoides corti, 1698 nucleotides long. Lineage: Eukaryota; Metazoa; Platyhelminthes; Cestoda; Cyclophyllidea; Mesocestoididae. The record is from the annotation of a GenBank genome assembly.
AUGGACAAGGUUCAAUUAGCCAAUCAGGCUGCAGCAAAUUUGCGUAGUCUCAGGAAGCCCGCAAAGGCGUAUCGCCUGCCAAGGUCAACGCCAGAGGAUUGGCUGAGCUCGAGUGUGUGUGCACGCGCGCAUACACAAACCGAAGACAUACGGUAUCCUAUCGAAAAAAUUCUUGCAAAGCCGAGCAGCACAUCUGCACCACCCAAGCUUGCAUGCCUACUUCAUCGCGACGAUAAUUUCACAUCUCCUGCGAAAAUGGCAGUGUCAAUGUACUACCCGGUGAACCGCCGACAGUCCAUCCACAGGAUUCCAGCUUACCUGCCCACUGAACCCCCCCAGAAACCCGCCUCUCCCGGCGAAUCCUCGAGGACACUUAGCGGGGACAGCAAGAGCACCUCCUCCGGCUACGUGACCCCGCGCAUCGUGCACAUGGAGGGAUUGGGGAGAAAGCGACCACCACCACCACCGGCGCCGCCGCCAUCGUCCUUUCAUUUCACUCGCCACCAAGACGGCAUGUCGCCGUAUUUGCGUAAAAACAACUCGAACGCUGGCCACGACGCCUCCGUGGAGGCUGUGGUGCACGCGGGGAAGAAGCGCUCGUUUAGUGCGCUCAAGAGGCAGCACCAGGAUAGGUUUUACUAUGGGCCUCGCGAAAGAUCGAUUCCGUCCAGUCGAUCACACACGGAGUUGUACCCACCGCUGUCCCCAUGGCGGUUUGAAGGCCAACGCAGAGGUAGUUACGGCCACGAGUGUCCACCAAUGCUCUACGCCCACAGGGGGCAAUACCGCUCGUCAAACUUCAACAACAAUAAUCGCGGUUCUCGGACCUCCGCCUACUUCCCAUCGACCAGUAGUACAGCGUCGUGGAAGGGUGGGUUCGAGCCCUCCCCAAUUCCUCUGCCUCAACCCCCAUUCCCAUAUUCAGCCGAUCAAAACACCAGUGUUGCCGAGUCGCGAUCACAGCUGAGUCAAGAUCGACAGUGGCAUAGCCUUCAGGAGAAACCCUCAUCGUUUGAUGACUCCAACGAAACGGAAUCGCUCACAGAAUUCACUGAAAAAACGACUCCUAUGCCAUCCCUCAAGUUGUUAGACAGAAGAAAACCCAGAACCACAGAGGUCGAGCGUCACCACAGCGAUCGAAUUGUCACCGACUUGACUGCUAAUCUUAGAGGCCUUGACCUCUCGUCCCGGGCCCUUUGCAAUCGAAGCAACAGCCUAUCCGCUUCCAUACACCCUUCCAGUUACCACUUGGACGGUGGGUUUGUGGACAAUGCUGAAGAAACCGCCCUUGCGGCCUUGGACGACGCUAUUAACGUCGAUUUCACGAGGUUCUCUGCAGUCGCGGGUCCUGCAACCAAGGGUCCCACUCAAAUCAUCCGCUCCUACCUCGGCGAGGCCGAGACCGAUUUGAAGAAACCGCAGGAGCGCCAGAGGAAUGGUGUCGCCAGUCCCACCACUCUUAGUGUGAUUGAAAUUGAAGAAGGAGAGGCGCGAGAUGAAGUAGGCACCGCUACCGACUGCUCUGACAACGAGGACGAUUUAUUCCAUUUCGACGUGGAACCUGGGGCGGUAUUACGCAGACUGCCACAUGCUCCUGAUGGCGACAUCCCAGGUCAAUCGAAAAGGUGGCUCGACGGUGUUCACAUUAAGUCUUCCUCCCCAGCGGACAUUAGCGAUAGCUCAGAUAUUGAUCUUUAA